UUUGAGAAUAAUUAAAACUAAAAAGUACACAUGUCCACUGUAACGUGUCAUCGUUUGUGCUGCGCCCUCCGCUCUUCGAUUAGGCUGAACAAUUUUCACGGGCAAAAGAUCAUCCGUUCAUCGAAUAUACGUUUUAGUUUCCCUGCUACCUUAAGGUCUUUCAGCACAAUGUCUUCAUACACUAUCGAGGAGAAGGGGCCAGCAAAUUCACUUCAAUAUCGCAUCUUUUUCAAAAAUGCAAGUGGGAAUUAUAUAUCGCCGUUUCAUGAUAUCCCAUUGACUCCCUCUGGAAGCAGUGCCAGUGAUCCAGCUGUUUUCAACAUGGUAGUUGAGGUGCCCAGAUGGACCAAUGCCAAAAUGGAGAUCAAGGUGGGCGAGAAACUUAACCCCAUCAUGCAAGACGUUAAGAAAGGCAAGCUACGUCUCGUCAAGAACUGCUUCCCUCACCAUGGGUACAUAUGGAACUACGGAGCACUACCACAGACGUGGGAAGACCCUGGCCACAACGAUGAGCACACCAAGUGCAAGGGUGACAACGACCCUCUGGAUGUGUGUGAGAUCGGGUCAAGGGUCGCCAAGAGAGGUGAAGUCGUACAGGUCAAGGUGCUUGGUGUUCUCGCCAUGAUUGAUGAAGGGGAGACAGACUGGAAGAUUCUGGCGAUUGAUGUUAGAGACAAAUUGGCAAAGGAUCUAAAUGAUUUACAAGAUAUAAAAGAACAUAUGCCUGGCUUCCUUGAGUCUACGUUUGAGUGGUUCAAGAUAUACAAGGUCCCCGAUGGUAAACCAUUCAAUACAUUUGCUUUCAACGAUGAGCCUAAAGGCAAGGAUUUUGCUCUGUCGAUCAUCAAACAGACCCAUGAACAAUGGCAGAGACUCAUGCAGGGCAAGACAGAUCCAGCAGGACUCUCCUGUGAGAAUAUUUCCGUUGCAGGAAGUGCACACCUUAUUUCAGUCGAACAAGCUCAAACCAUCGCCGCAGCUGCUCCAGAAACUGGAACUCCAGAACCAGUCAACACUGAUGUCGAUACGUGGCAUUUUAUACCACAAUAGCAGUCAAGCCGGAUGAAACCAGCUCACUCUGAGCAUGUCUGCAAGCUAUGACAUCACAAACUGCGAGCUAUGACAUCACACACUGAAAGCUAGGACAUCAUACACUACAAGCGAUGACAUCACUCACUAAAAGCGAUGACAUCACUCACUAAAAGCCAUGACAUCACACACUGCAAGCUAUGACAUCACACACUAAAAGCCAUGACAUCACGCACUGAAAGCUAUGACAUCACACACUGAAAGCCAUGACAUCACCACUGCAAGCAAUAACAUCACACACUACAAGCUAUGACAUCACACACUGCAAGCUAUGACAUCACACACUGCAAUCUAUGACCUCACACACUGCAAUCUAUGACAUCACGCACUGCAAGCUAUGACAUCACCACUGCAAGCAAUAACAUCACACACUACAAGCUAUGACAUCACGCACUGCAAGCUAUGACAUCACCACUGCAAGCAAUAACAUCACACACUACAAGCUAUGACAUCACACACUGCAAGUGAUGACAUCACACACCACAAGCUAUUACAUCACACACUGAGUGCCUGUCUUAUUUUGUGAUUGUUUUAUGAAAGUUCAAUGCAAAUAAACGAAGAAUACUUCAGUUGGAUUUUUAUGCAUAACUUAAUACAGGGUUAAAUGGUGACUUUAAGAGUUUGUUAGUUCAAUGAAAUUAUCCAAGGUUGGUGAAAAGGAAUGAAAUUAGACAGCGAUUAAUAUAUAAUUAAAAAAAAACAGUAUUUGCCCGUCAGGGAAGGGUGAAAAUAAUUUUCUAAAAGUGUUCAGUCUUUGUACAACUGAACUUUUGAAACUUGCAUUUGUUGCAAUUUCAUUACUUUGUUUUGUAGAAAAUCUUUAGCUUCCAGGAUGAGGUUACUAACCAAAAUACCCUGUCACAUGUACCACUUGUAACUGGUAGCCUGCUCAUUUUUGCUUAGCUGAAAAAUUGUUCAGCAAUGGACCCUAGUUUGCUUUGCACAGAAUCAAGCAUACCACCAUAGUAAGCAAUCACUCUUUAUGGUAAAAGUGUUGAAUUUUGUUAGGCCGUGUCCGAAACGGCGACUUCGGCUACAGCUACGGCUAGGGCGCGCGCGUCUGCCU
Asterias rubens (European starfish) is the source of this 2155-nucleotide messenger RNA. RefSeq names its product inorganic pyrophosphatase-like. NCBI's taxonomy places the organism in Eukaryota, Metazoa, Echinodermata, Asteroidea, Forcipulatida, Asteriidae. The record is from RefSeq and is a predicted model, not a curated record. Gene Ontology annotation, biological process: phosphate-containing compound metabolic process. The coding region runs from base 31 to 1050 and encodes 339 amino acids. The transcript is spliced from 12 exons. Gene Ontology annotation, molecular function: magnesium ion binding; inorganic diphosphate phosphatase activity. Gene Ontology annotation, cellular component: cytoplasm.